AUGAGGAAGGUGAAAGCUGUCAAUGAAUUCAGUUCUACAGCCUACCCAGAAAUGUCUGCCAUUAGCAAUGGAAAGCUUGAAUUUCUAACCAGACACAGAGCUACAGACCUUCUAGAUAAACCAAUUACUGAACUGAUAAAUGGAACAAUUCAUGUACAACAGUUUAAGAGAAAGAAACCAAAAGUACCUGUGAUGCAGUUAUGGCAAGAUCUGAAGAGCAAUGUGACAUGUAUCAGAGAGGAGCCAGAAGAGGGUUCCCCUAUUGCAUCUUAUUGUUUCCUGAAGUCACUUGAGAUCAUGAAGCUGUUACCUGAUGAAGAGAUUGUUAAAGUGGCAGAUUUCUACUUCAUUCAACUUAAACCAUUGUUAAUGAGAAACAAAGAAGCCACAGAAAUAAUGGUUGAUGUUUUUGGUGCCUUGGGAACAGACCUUACCCAAAAUCUUUUAGUGGAGAAAAUUUUGAGAGCUGAUAGAGCUAACCCUACAUUGAUUGUACGUCUAAUGACACAUAUAGUGGGCAUGGAUGAACCACCAGUUGAGAACAUUACUACAGCCAUGGAAGAUAUUUGUUUCAAACCAGAGAAGUUUCAUAGUUAUAUGUAUGAAGGGGACCUUCACAACAGAGUACUUCUGGCACUAGGGUCAGUAGCGCACAAGUUAUCCAAAGCUGGACAGACAGACAAAGCUACAGAGAUCAUAAACAGAGUUCAUAGUAUGAUUGGACUUCAUGACCCUUGGUUAUACAGGCAGAGAAGAUCAUCCCAGUCCAGAGUACAGAAGAUGGAGUAUGACCGCUAUAGAGCAGUUUUACUGGAAACAUUGGGUAACGCUAGGAUGGAUCACUCUUAUGAUUAUAUCAUCUCACAUAUCAAUACUACAAACUCACCAUGGAUCAAAAGAGCGGGAGUACAUGCUCUUAGAAAAUAUAACCACCAUAUGGCAGCCAAUGUAUUGCUGACCACUGCAUUAUAUGAUGAUGAUGAGAAUGUAAGAUAUGAGGCUCUGCUGAUGUACCAAGCUCAUCCAAAGUCUGUCUUGCUUAAUCCAUUAAAUGUCAGGAAUGACAGUAAUGAAACUAGUGUUAUAGAUCCAUACGCGUCAGACAUGCAUUUUGUGGCUGUGAAUCAACGAGCGAAGAGAGGAUUUUUUGACGGACUACAUUUUAGACUGCAGGCACCAGGUGUAGACUGGAGAAAAUUGCUUGGUUCUGAAGAUGUUGGUGCUUCAUUUGGAAUCAUCAUUGAAAACUACCUGGAUUUGAAAAUAGCACCACUUAGUGGGCAUGUAAAAGUGAAUGUCCAUGAUGAAGCCUACGCUAGAAUACAUCUUGGUAUAGUUAAUAAAAACUUGGAUUUUUUCUUGGCAAGACUAUGCUUCAAAGGUGGCACUAAAUACAACCUUAACAUUUUACAGGAAAAUGAAAUGAAGAAAGUUGGCAACAUGGCAAAAGGAUUUGACGGUGCCAUAAAAGGAAUUGUGGGAGGGAUAAAAGAUGGAAUAGAUCUGUUUAAACAGAUCAUCUCUGGAAAAUUGUCAUUUAAAAAAAUGAUUACAGACUUUGUCGAUGCUCUGGAGAAUCUACCAAAAACAGUAGUGAAGCUGAGAGAAACAGCUAUAGAUGUGAUAAAGGCCCUUGGUAGAAUUGAUGAACGAGAUUUACCUCCCUUUAUUAGACCAGUAAAAAGAUUAGUGAUGCAUGUUACAAAGCUGUUCAAUGAUAUCAAGUCAGAUGUCAUGACGUUUUAUAAUACUCUAGAAGAGACAAUAACAGUGAUAAUACCAAAGAGUGCCACAGAUGUGUAUGAGGCCAUCAAAGAAGUCAUACAUGCCUUUAGUAUCAUGAUCAAAGAUCCUAAAACUGCCAUUACUCAAAUAGGCAAAGGAGCUUUGACGAUUUACACAUCGGUCAUGUCUCUGAUUGAUGCUGUUAACAAAACAAGAGAAGCAUGUUUCUUCCUUAAAGAUGAUAAGCCAUACUGGUUUGACAUUCCACACCAGUUUGAGAUUGUUAAAGGAAUGUCCAAGGCUGCCUUUGAUGCUAUAGCCCAUCACAGUGGAGACUGGGUCAAGGAAGAGAUACAAGAAGAUGUUGACAACAUUGCUGCAUUUACUAAAGGGAGACUAUCCACUACUGCACUGAGAAAAGAAAUCACCCAAAACAUCACUAAGUUAGUACACGAUCUGUUAGAACCCUUCCAACCCCUGGUGGGAUUCAUAGAUCCAUUCCUUAAGCUGUAUAAUACUGUGUUUGGUACAAUCAAAAACGUCAAGAAGGCUUAUGACAUACUGAAAGAAGGGUAA
This is a messenger RNA of Mytilus trossulus (common blue mussel), 2301 nucleotides long. RefSeq lists its product as uncharacterized. The coding region runs from base 1 to 2301 and encodes 766 amino acids. Lineage: Eukaryota; Metazoa; Mollusca; Bivalvia; Mytilida; Mytilidae. The transcript is spliced from 16 exons. The record is from RefSeq and is a predicted model, not a curated record.